Messenger RNA from Cyphomyrmex costatus, 847 nucleotides. Its product is annotated as desumoylating isopeptidase 2. Gene Ontology annotation, molecular function: deubiquitinase activity. The transcript has 6 exons. NCBI's taxonomy places the organism in Eukaryota, Metazoa, Arthropoda, Insecta, Hymenoptera, Formicidae. Gene Ontology annotation, biological process: protein deubiquitination. The record is from RefSeq and is a predicted model, not a curated record. Bases 89 to 700 code for a protein of 203 amino acids.
GGGAGAAAGAAAGAAAGAAUAAAAUCCAAAUAGGUAUAUUAAAACAUUAAUAGCCAACUUUGAUCUGUGGAUUAAUACAAAGUUUUGAAUGAUGUUUUCGUCUGGCCUUAACUGUAACCUCUCCUUCCCCAGUUGUUUGGGUUAUCCACAAGAUAGUGAGGAAUUAAUCCCAAAAAUGGCACGUGAGCCAAUUAUUCUUAAUGUUUAUGACAUGUAUUGGAUAAAUGAAUAUACUACACCUAUUGGUCUCGGUGUAUUUCACUCUGGAGUAGAAAUAUAUGGAACAGAAUAUGCAUAUGGCGGUCAUGCUCAACCAAAAAGUGGCAUUUUUGAAAUUACUCCAAGAGUAGCUGACGAACUAGGUGAACAGUUUAGAUACAGACAAUCUGUUCAUAUUGGAUAUACAGAUUUUACGGAAGAAGAUGUUUCAAGAAUUAUUACGGAAUUAGGCAAAGAUUUUAGAGGAGACCGUUAUCAUCUGAUGAAUAAAAAUUGUAAUCACUUCAGCAGUCAGUUCACAUUAAUUCUAUGUGGACAGGAAAUACCUGGCUGGGUAAAUCGUCUGGCUUAUUUCAGUUCAUGUGUACCGUUUCUCCAACGUUGUUUGCCAAAGGAAUGGCUAACACCUGAUGCUUUACAACAUUCUCUAAGUCAAAUUAGCCAUCAUGAAAGCACACCACCAUCGGAUACUUCGUUGUAACAUUUGGCUAACACUGUUGAAAUGCACGGUCUAAAAUGCCGUAGAAGUUAUACAUUUUAGAUAAUUAAACAUUGUGAAAAAAAAUGUUAAUUAGAACUGAUUAUAUUGCCAAGAUUUAAAAACUUGAGAAACCUGAGAAACUGAACC